Apiotrichum porosum is the source of this 1917-nucleotide messenger RNA. RefSeq lists its product as uncharacterized. Gene Ontology annotation, molecular function: SUMO-specific endopeptidase activity. The record is from RefSeq and is a predicted model, not a curated record. Gene Ontology annotation, biological process: protein desumoylation. The transcript has a single exon. Lineage: Eukaryota; Fungi; Basidiomycota; Tremellomycetes; Trichosporonales; Trichosporonaceae. Gene Ontology annotation, cellular component: nucleus; cytoplasm. The coding region runs from base 1 to 1917 and encodes 638 amino acids.
AUGACGUUUGAUUCCCUUGGUUCACCCCACAAGGCUGUGGGUAACACCCUCAGGCGUUGGCUAGAGUUUGAGGCGAGAGACAAGCUCAGUAUCUCGCAUGACAUGACCCCUGCCCACUACGUCGACGUCAAGGUUCCUCAGCAACCCAACUUUUCCGACUGCGGCGUCUUUCUCAUCCAUUACGUCCACAUGCUUCUGAAGAAUCCAGAAGGCACCCUGGGGUUUGCAGGAGUGAGUCUCGAGGCCCAUCGUGACUUGCAGCUGACCAGGCAGAAAGUGCCGCCCAAGCCCAGUGCCCCCGAGAGGCAGGCAUGGACGAUCGAGCGCGACAAGGUCUGGGCGCAGAACAAGACCGCGGAGCUCCGCACCGAUUGGGCGUUCACUAUCGACGACCUCACUGCCAAGUACGUGAGCAAGCAAGAAGCAUUGGGUGCGGCAUCCAAGGAGUCGGUCCCCGAGGUUCCAGGCUCGCAGGCCUCUGUAGUUGUCACUUCGCCGGUUAAAGGUAGCCCACCGCCACCGGCACUUGACGACCUCGACACUGCCGAUGAGCCACCAUCCAUUGCGGACAUUUCGCAACACCACCUGUUAAAGAUGUCCCCGCCCCGCCCCAAGCACAACACCCAGCCACUUGCGGUGCUCUCCGAUUCCGAGUCAGAAGAAGAACCAGUGACAGUCGAGGACAGUGUUCCCGAUACUGUCGUUGCUGAAUUGGCACAUGAGAUUCCGAUCGACGUCUUGAACGACCCACUUGCUCGUGCCGAGGCUGGGACCUUUUCGGAAGGCAAUUGCAACUCGGACUCGGAUGUCGCAAUCGACAUUGCUGGCAAGAUUGAAGAGUCGAAGAAGGCAGCACAGAACGAGGAUCGAGAGAAGACCAGGCCUCAUCUCAAGAGAGGUAUCCCUUCCACCUUCCAGGUGACCACGCCGCACGAGUUAAUGUCUCAACGGAAGCACCACGCGUCAUCGCCUCGGCCCAAGCAAGCGGCAUCACCUAGGCCAGACCCGGCAUCCGACCCCGCCGGCCCGUCUGCCCCCAUUCCGCCUUCGCCUUUUGCCGGCUUGGGUCGCAACGAUAGUCCUUCCCACCCGACUGCACCAGUUCGACGCGAGAAGGGGCGUAACAGCCUGGGCAAGAUGCAGCAUCACUCUCGUCACCACGCACCAGCAACAGUCGAGUCUCGCAGCCCAUCAAGCCCUCAAUCGACUUCACUUCCUGAGAGCUCCCGCCACAGCUCUGCGUCGGGCGACUCCAAGGGUGAACCAGACCAGAGCAACGUCGGGCCGACUCACGUUGAGCCCACCAUUGCUGAAGAGCCCACCAUUGCUGAAGAUGUCGCUUCCCCGCGCCAAGAUGAGGGCGACGGGAGCAACUUGUUGAACUCGCACUCUGACGACGAGCAAGGCAAACGAGGCAAGCGUCCGAUGACCCCAGCCCGUCAGCAGGCGGAUACCAGCAACGCGAGCCUCAACGACUUGUUCUCCUCCCCACCCGGCACGGGAGUCAAAUCCGCUCCCCAGUCCCCGACCAAGUCCCACUCGCAACGCUCCCCACGCGUGACUCGUACCAAGGCGCGUUCAAUCGAUGACACCGACGAUUAUGCCGAUGACGAGUAUGUGCCCCCAAAGCCCUCGGUCAAGAAGAAGUCCAUGGCCCGCAAGUCGACAGGCAACCAUCCACCUACCGCCCCUAAGACCAGUGUGCGUGGCCCUGAGGCCGAGGCCACCAAGGCUGGCAGCAGUAAUCGCACCGACUCCAAGACCUACAGCAGCAGGAUCAAGCGACCAGCCGGUGCCCACGAGGACGCGCCAAAGGAAAAGAAGGUGAAGAGGCCUGGUGGCCGUUCGCUCCCUGCGGGUGGCCAGAAGAAUGAGGGCAGCACGCGUGAGAGCGCCAUUAGUCUGGACUCGGACUAG